CGUUGCCGGUUAAUCGCGCGUUUACGUAACAAUUUAAACACAUUUAUCUGUAUUUGAGUAACUUUCCCGCGCUUUUAAUUUUUCAUAAAUCGUGUUCUGUGCUUGUGUUUGGAUUACGUUGAAGGAUCAAGGUCUUGCAAGACAUAAAGGUCUUUUGUCCACAGAGCUACCGGGGACGCAAGCCCCUGGGCGGUACAGUCGUAGCACCAGUGGGACUCAGUCCGGGCCCCGCAGCGCAGUCCCCGGGACCUGCACCAGCCGCGCCAAGUCCCGCGCCAGCCACCACACCAGCCAUGAAGCAGGAGCAUCCAAGCCAGCCUAUGGCACCAAUGCCAUUCUACGCCGGUGACCCAAACAGGUUUCCCACAACAUGGCAAACGGAUCCCUCUCAAGGUUGGCAGAACCAGUUCAUCCAGCAAUUACCAACGCAAACUGGCCAAACCACACUGGACUACCAGGGCAACCAUACGCCGUACGCAACGUCGCCGCAUUACCAGGCUAACACCACCUAUACCGUCCAGAAUGUUGCUACCACGUUCGACGUUACGAGUAAUACAUACUAUCAGACAGGCGUGCAAGCGGUGCCCACGCCUAGGCCGCCCUCAAAUCGCGGUGCCUACACUCCAGUCCCGUCACCAAGAGCUCCUCAUUAUACAACUGAGUACCAACAGCAAUACGCCCAGCAAGCCCCGACAACAGGCGUUACGACGGGAAACGAAUCUAGGCCGGCGUCGGCUGCAUCUUAUCAAAGUGCAGUACCGACGACGGCCGCGCCCGUUUACACAGUCAGCCAACAAAACUACGAGCGGUCUGAAUACUCGUCAGAGCACUCGGAAGAUUAUAACAAUGGUGGCGAUAAUACAACAAACGACUCUAACAACGAGGGAGACAGACAAGAGCAAAGUUCCCAGAAUGGACAGCAUUCGGGAAACGCCGAGCCUGGAUACCUGCAGGGGAGCAACGGUCCGCGAGCUUCACUCGAUUGUAGCGGGUAUUCGGGCGGCUACACUAGCGGGCAGCAUAACGAAAAUAGUCAGUCACAAAAUCAAAAUGAUUGGCAACAACAACAACGCCAAUGGCACAACCAAAGGUUACAGAAUCAACAACAAAUCAGCCAAAUCCAAAGCCAACAGCAACAACUACAAAAUCAAAUCAACUAUCAAAAUCAACAGAUACAAAACCAACAAAUGCAAAAUCAACAAUUACAAAAUCAACAGAUUCAGAAUCAGCAAAUUCAAAACCAGCAAAUGCAGAAUCAGCAAAUGCAAAAUCAGCAAAUGCAAAGUCAGCAAAUGCAACAACAGAGGCAAGAAGAUGCUGAGCAACAGAUGUUUUCGCAAUCAGACAGGGUUAAUUUGAACUCGAGACUGAAAACUAUGAUAUUAAAUAAGCAAAAUCAUACGCGAGAUGGUACGAAUACGCCACCCGAUAAAGGGGACCCCGGAGAGGGGCCGCCUCGAGGAAUAGACGAUAGAAAGGGCUGCGUAUCUAUCGCGGAUGAUAGAAAUACUACCGGUCAUUUUUUAUCGUAUAGCCACCAUCUCCGAGGUAAUUACCACAUAGGCGACCAGGUUUAUCCUGUCGCUGGUAAUUAUUCACAAAACACCCACAGUUAUAGAACGGGUGAAUUCGGAGGUGGUGGCCACCACGUAUGGGAGGGGGGGACGCAAGUCCCGAGAGAUUAUAAUAAGCACAAUUCGUCAGAAAACACACUCAAAGCUCCUCAAAAGUUGCCGUCGUAUUCUGACAUGAGAAGCCAAUUUAAUAGUUAUACGAAUGUACAUUAUGAUGCGCAAAAAUACACAGAAAUGUAUGGUAGUGAUAACGUUAGUUUUAGUCAACAGCAGGAUAAUAAAGACUUUCAAUCGAAAAUGCUCAUAGGACCAGUGUCGGUGAUGAACCAGCAAAAUUGCGCUCCAACGCAAGACGCAAACGCACAAAAGAAAGCUUUCGAUAGGGAGGCUAAUGAUGCGAAAUUUAAACAUCCAUCCGCACCGUUAAUACCAAAAUUAGAAACACCUGAUACCUAUCAGUAUCAAAAUGAAGAAAGAAUGAAAGUGGAGCCUCAAAGGAACCUUGCUCCUCAGAUUAAGAAUAUGAUUCCUCAUCACAAUAAGUUAGAUCCUCAACGAGAUUAUCAAAAUGGUAUGAUACAAAAGCAGCAAAACGUCCUGCCACCUAUCUCUACAAUCAAGCAUGAGACGUUCGUUCAAAAACCACAAAGCUAUCAUCAAUUCCAAAAUUAUCCCAACGAUAGAAGGCAGGAGAUGGAGAAAUAUGCACAAAUCCCACGUCCAAAUGAAAACAGUGGUUUUCAGCGAUACCACAGAGGUCUAGAAAAUAAAGUCACCAAAGAUGAUAGAAGAAAUCUUGGCAUAUGUGAAGAACCAAAACCGCCAUUUUACAUAGAACAAAUUAAAUCUGAACAUUCUCCACCGGGACACAAAAUAUAUAAAAAUAUUAACUUUGGUCCACCGCGGAGUGAACCGUACAUGUUCGCUGGGGAUGGUGGACCAGUUGCUAUCAGAAGUGAAGUGGGCUACUCGUGCUGUCGACAAGGAUCGACCAAGAAACCACCACCGGAGCACCUAAGAGAUGGUGCAUGCCCGGGUCUCCAAACCAAGGAUGAAGUUUUAGAAGGAGAGCCAGAUUCUGCGGAAAAGACAGACCCAAAACCUCCAUCAAAACCUAGCACGCCUACCCCAGACCUGUACUCUAAAAAUCCGAAAGAAAAUCAAUUUAAUUACUCAAAAGAAUAUCUUGAGAAUUUAGAAAGAUUACGAAAUAACUCGAGAACAGAGGUUCCAGAUUGUAAUUGCUUUCCAGCUGAUAAGAAUCCACCGGAACCUGGAAGUUACUACACUCAUUUAGGAGCAGCAACUUCGCUAGCAGAGUUAAGGAAAGAUCUUGAAGCCAGAACUGGAUUAUCAGGAAAGGAGUUGAGAAUAGAAAAGAUAUGCUAUACGGGAAAAGAGGGCAAAACUGGACAAGGCUGUCCCAUGGCCAAGUGGGUAAUAAGACGCGCUAAUUAUACGGAAAAAGUGCUAGUAGUGGUGAAAUUCCGAAAUGGCCAUAAAUGUCCAACAGCCUGGAUAGUUGUAUGUCUGGUCGCAUGGGAGGGGAUUCCCCAGUCAGAAGCUGAUUUAAAUUACACCCUAUUAUCCCAUAAACUCAAUAGAUAUGGCCUACCAACAACACGUCGUUGUGCUACCAACGAAAGUAGGACUUGUGCUUGUCAAGGCUUAGAUCCAGAAGCGUGUGGCGCGUCCUACAGUUUCGGCUGCUCCUGGUCCAUGUACUACAAUGGAUGCAAAUACGCCCGUUCGAAAACUGUCCGAAAGUUCAGACUCUCGGUCAAAACUGAGGAGAGCGAGAUUGAGGAACGUAUGCACGUUUUGGCCACACUUUUGAGUCCGCUUUACAUGAAUUUAGCGCCCAAGUCCUUUGAAAACCAAUGCCAGUUUGAGAAGGAGGCUUCUGACUGUCGGUUAGGAUUUAAGCCUGGACGACCCUUUUCCGGUGUCACAGCGUGUAUCGACUUCUGUGCGCACGCGCAUCGCGAUUUACACAACAUGAAUAACGGUUGUACGGCGGUCGUUUCACUCGCCAGACAUCGCGCUCUGACUCCACCAAAUGAUGAGCAGUUACACGUUUUGCCCUUGUAUGUCCUUGAUUCAACUGAUGAGUUUGGCUCCAAGGAAGGCCAAGACGAAAAAAUAAAAAACGGAGCUCUUGAAGUCCUUGAUAAAUAUCAAAUGGAAGUUCGUGUUCGAUCCGUUCCCCUUCAGCCUUGUAGACGUCACGGGAAAAAACGUAAGGACGAAGACAAUUCAGAUUCAAACUCCUCAGCCAACACUCCUCAAGCAAGUCCCGGGAAUCAGAAGAAAUGUCCCACACCCGGACCAAAAACUCCACAACCGAAUGAUACCAGAAACAUCGCUAGUCCAAGAAGUCAGAACGCUUCGCCCCGAGCUAACACUCCAGCGGUAAACCAAACUUCAGCUUUCCAACCAAAUCCAAAUAAUUAUAAUUCUGCCUUUGUUAAUCCAAAUAUGCAUAACUCUAACCCUAAUCUUAUCAAUGCUAGUAUGAGUAACCCGGCUUUAUUGGACAUGGCUUCGAUGAUUGAUAACUUUACAGACGCACAAUUACAAAGCAAUCAGAUUUCUAGUACCGUAUUAGAUUCACCAUACAAUUCGUACGACCAGAGCUACAAUAUCCAUAAUCAAAAUAACAUGUAUAACCCAAAUCCAUCGCCAAUCGUCGAUGCUACUUGUCAAAAUCACAAUCAAAAUCAAAAUCAGCUACCGAGUUUUGCAUCGGGAUUGCAGAAACGUGAUCAAUUUAAUCCCACAAAUGUAACAGACCUGAGUGUUCAAAACCAGUGGCCGGAUUUCAAUAAUCCAGAAAUGUUUAGUAAUGCUGUCAAGGAAGACCCUGAUUCCACAACUGCUCAUUUAAAUAUGACUCCCACCAAUUACAGCCCAGAUUCUAAUAGAAGUGACCCGAAUAAUGACCAAAUAAAAAAUACACCAGAGCCCGAUAAACCUAACUUAAUCCCUGAUAUGUCACAAAAAAUGCCAGAUUUUGAUAUACCCAGAUCUCCCAGAGUCACAGAUAUAUCCCAGCCUCAAAACACACCAGAAUCACCAGUCCCGACACAAAUUGAUAUGAAAUCGCCCAGUAAUGAAUCACCAAAUUGUGACACUCGAAAGAGUGUAUGGAGAUCUCCAGAGCACAGAAACUGGGACCCAAUGAAAGCAAAAGAUGGUGUAGAUGAAAAUGCUGUGUUCAGAGUUCCCAAAUCGCGACCUCCUUCCAGAUCCCAAGUCAAUCUUCCAGAAAAUAUUGAACAGUCUACGUUUUUAAAACCUUACCCUCCUUCUGAGAGACCUCAACUGACUCACGGCUAUGACCACAGAAGCCCUUACGAUAGCCGUACUAACAACCCCCAAACACCAACAACCCAGGGCAAUUUUACCAUAAGUCACGAAGAUCCCAAUCAAAACUCGACUGCACCGAACAAGCAAGAACAAGUUCCUAGUAACUAUCCAGCUAACCAAAAUGCAUAUGGCAAUCAAUCUCCAGUCCAAAAUUACAAUAACUAUCCCACCGUAGGAAAUGCGUACGCAUUUUCAUCAAACCCAUACGGCCAUUUUAGUCCUUAUGAAAACACUUAUAAUGACUACAAUAGCAUAGCAUAUUAUAAUGCAGAGAAGUAUAAAAGGGAAGAGUUAAUAAGGAACUCGCAUUGUUACAAUUCUUAUGGCUAUCAGUAUAAUCCAAACUUUCCUCCUAACUUUUACCAAAAUCCAAAUCCCAAUUGGUGUCAGUCUUCUCCCAAUUGGUGUAUGUAUCCGCCGCCAUUCUCUAUACCGUAUCCUCCUGAACCUCCUAAAGCAGAACCUAUUGGUGAGGUCACCGGAGUGUCCGACAAUCUUGAUUGUUUUAAAGAUAGUCAAAUGGGGGGUGUUGCUAUUGCAUUAGGUCACGGAAGUGUCCUCUUCGAAUGCGCUAAACAUGAAAUGCAUUCUACGACUGCAGUCAAAAAUCCAAAUAGAGCAAAUCCCACGCGAAUAUCUUUGGUCUUUUAUCAACACCGAAACUUGAAUCGGCCCAAGCACGGUCUAGAAGAAUGGGAGGAGAAAAUGAGAUUAAAGAAAUUAGGCUUAAAUCCACCGACUCCUGGCACUCCCGCUCCAAAUUCUAACAAUGUCUCCCCGGCAAGUACUCCAGGGCCUGAGAAACAGUCACCAGAAAAGUGGAAAAAUAAUGAGAACUAUAUACCCGGAGGGUAUAGUUCACUGUCUGCCUUAGUUGAGGCGACAAAUGUGGCUAAAAGGAAAGGCCAAAUUAUGUUGAGGGCUGACACACAAACCACAAUGUCUUGGACCACUCUAUUCCCGAUGCACCCCUGUACUGUGACAGGUCCAUACCAAGAAUCAGGCACCUGACGCAAGCCCGGCCCUGUGGGGCAAUGUUCUUCCAAACGUCGGAGUGAAAUCCCUUCCUUAGCUAUGUAAGGUGCCUUCGAUCAGGCCUCCUAGAGCCAAAGUGCUUUCCAGUCUUUUUGUAGUUCCUCAUUUUAUAGGAUUAAAAAUUCUCGAUUUCUCGACAGACUGGUCUAUUCGAGAUUCCUCUUCUGCAUUUACAUCGGAAUUGACUACCAUUUUGACGUAUUUUUUUGAAAUCAAGUGAGCUAUCAAUCAAAGAUAUAUUUUAGAUUUUAAUUGUGUUUAUCGCAUUUCAGCUAGUCUUACUUUACUGUUAGAGUCGGAUCCUAUUGUUUAAGACGGUAAUUGUAGUUUUUUUGUAUAUUCUUGUCGUGUUUAGUUUAACCGUUGUCACAAAUUAUAAAAUUAGUUUAAUGCUCUGUAUAAAAUGUGGUAAAAUAGAUUUGUCUGCAUAUUUUGUCGGUUUUAUUUAGGCGCAUUACUUGCGACGCAAUGAUCUCAUACAAUUAAUUCAGAGCGAAAGUACAAACGUGCGAAGAGCCGAGCGAGGAGCGCCUGACGGUUCGUGUUUAUUUCUAUUUUUGUACCUUUGUCUAUGAUUAGUUACUUUUUUUAAUUUCCACCAUUCCCUGCCGCGCGACGGCCGUUUGCGUUAUUUUAGUGAUUUUAAUAGAAUCGUGUAUGUAUCACAGUUGAGUGCUUUUCGAUUAGGUUAAGUCGUGUGUAUUUUUAAAAGUUUUAGAAUAUUUAACUUAUUUGUAUUGUAUUACGUGAACCAUUAUAAAUCAUUUUCUUUGUAAUAAUUUAGUGUUACUGUAGGUACUAUUUAAUAUAUUUGCUUUUACAUUAGCGGUUGUUUUUUGCAUUUCAUGCCUUCUUUAAUUUCGACUCUAGUGCCUGUCUGGCUUCAACCAGAAACGUCUUAUCGUGUUUAGAAUUAAAAAUCAUUUUUGAACUUUUAAAAUGUGACCUUAUUAAAUGGAUUACAUUGAAUGAACUUUUCUAAUUAGCGAUGAUGAAAUUUUAUGAAUUAGUCGUACAAUAAAGAUGUGUAAGAGACAUAAGUUUAUAUAAUAGUGUUUGCAAAAAAAUUCAGGCGCUUGGAAAGUUUAUUAAGUAGGCAUUAUAUUGAAAAUGAAACAAACUGAUGAAUUAAUAUAUAAUUAGGUUAAGGAAAGUUUGUUUUAAAGAUUAAACUAUUGAUAUAGUUUAUAUUUUUUACGUGUACGUAUUUAUUGAAUGGUAAAUUUAUUGGGACGAACGUGAAAUUAUUUAUAGGUUAAAAGUUUUGUGAGCAAAACUUAAAAACUAAGCAAUAAUAGACCUCGGGGUCUAUGUACAUUGUAAUGUAGGAGUGAAAAAUAAUAUUAAAAAACCAAUGGUGCGAUAUGUGUCGUCGAUCUUAUGGAUGUGCUUGUUUCAAUGUAUUGCCUAAAUUCUGAUAUUAUUUGUGUUCACAUGCCGGAUUCUUGCCGCGACGAAGCGUCGUAAUGCCACAAGCCUAUCUACCGGAUCAGAUAGGUUAGCGGCACUAAAGACAUAUCAAAGCAAUCAACGUCAUCACAAACAAAACAUCCACGCUCAUGUACCAUUUAUAGUCUUUAGAAACAAAAUUCAAUGUGAGACUGCAUUCAUUAUUCUAAAAUUCCUAUUUCGAUAUACCUUUGAUCCAAAUAUAAGUUAAGCUUCCCUAUAAAACUUUCAAAACAAAUAGAUCAGGAUCCAGAGAUAUUUGUUUCGUCUGUCAAUUGUCAGAUAAAACGAUAUCACCAUUACUGAUACCCCUAAAUACUUUUUUAUGUUAAAAUUAUAUCUGAAUGAACCUUUAUUAAAUGAAUGCAGUCGUUUAAAGGUUGUAAUAUUAGAAUAUCUUGGUGAAUGUUAAGGAAUCAUUAGGUUUAGACACCUGUGAUAUACAUUUAAAUCACGUGCGUUUGAAUGCUUGUAUGUCCCCAGUGUGUGUUCGACGACAUGACCUUUUUAUCCAAAGGAAUUGUAUGCAGAGGUGAUUUUUAAACGAGUAUUUAUUGAUUGCAUGUUGUGAUUAUAUAAUCUGCGCUUUUAUGAAGAAGUGAAGUUGACAAUUGUGUAAUAUGUCAAAAUAAGCAAUCUAAUGUUCGAUAUUUAAAUUUUGGUAGAUCUUGUUCAAAGACAAAUUAGUUAUACGCUUCAUUCGAAAUUUAAAUUUAGAUUCAAACUUAGACUGUCAAAUUUAGUUUUAUACUUAUAUUAUUAGUGGUAAUUUUAAUUGAGCACUUUUUAAUUGUGACAAAAAAACUAAUUUCUUUCUACCGCUGACCAAUUAUAUCUCACAGUACAUCUUGUUUAAUCACCUCUGUAAGUUGUAUCGUCGAUAUAUUUCCGCAACCAAAAAAUCUAUCAGUAUUUUUCUUAACUUUCCUUUCGUUGCGGUUUUACCAAGUUUUUGUUUCGUUGCUCGUUGCGUUUAAGUUACGACGCCUGUGUAAUAUUUUAUCUUCUGCCAAAACAAAAGAAUGUGUCAUGUAAAUAGAACUACCAUUAUUUAUUAAUACAAUAAU
Pieris brassicae (large cabbage white) is the source of this 8494-nucleotide messenger RNA. It is a transcript of the gene Tet, whose product is annotated as DNA N6-methyl adenine demethylase. Gene Ontology annotation, cellular component: nucleus. The record is from RefSeq and is a predicted model, not a curated record. The transcript is spliced from 10 exons. Gene Ontology annotation, biological process: oxidative demethylation; positive regulation of transcription by RNA polymerase II. Gene Ontology annotation, molecular function: DNA 5-methylcytosine dioxygenase activity. Bases 294 to 5954 code for a protein of 1886 amino acids. NCBI's taxonomy places the organism in Eukaryota, Metazoa, Arthropoda, Insecta, Lepidoptera, Pieridae.